AUGGCUCUACACAACCUUGGUCUCUGGAUCUGCCUUGCCUCGUUGAUGAAUGCUGUUGGUGUUUCUGGUGACUGCUGGCUCAUUGAAGGAGAGAAGGGAUUUGUCUGGUUAGCAAUCUGCAGCCAAAACCAGCCCCCUUACGAAUCCAUUCCUCAGCACAUCAACAGCACAAUUGUCGACCUCCGUCUGAACGAGAACAAGAUCAGAAGCGUCCAGUACUCCUCGCUCAAUAGGUUUGGCAACCUGACCGAACUCAAUCUGACCAAAAACCAGAUUUCCUACAUUGAGGAUGGAGCCUUUUCUGCACAGUACAACCUGCGCGUCCUACAGCUGGGGUUCAACAAGCUCCGGAAUAUCACCGAGGGGAUCCUGCGGGGUCUCGGCAGGCUGGAGUACCUGUACCUCCAGGCCAACCUCAUCGAGGUGGUGAGUCCUAAUUCCUUCUGGGAGUGCCCGAACGUGAUGAACAUCGACCUAUCCAUGAAUCGGCUGCAGUCGCUGGAAAGUUCCACCUUCCUGGGACUUAGCAAACUCUCGACUUGCGAACUCUACGGCAACCCGUUUGACUGUUCCUGCCAGCUGCUGGGCUUCCUCAAGUGGCUGGUGCAGUUCAACAACACCACUAGGAACUAUGACCGCACUCAGUGCUCGACUCCGGCCGAGUUUGCUGGAAGCCCGUUGCUGGGACAGGGUCAGUCUGGCUCUGAGGACGCCCUGAGCUCCCUGCUUCUCCUGUGCAAUGAGGAGUUCCACUCCAUCGACCCCAGGUUCCUCUUCACGCAAAAACCCACGGCCACCACCGCCACUUCCGAGAGCCCGUGCGAGGCCGAAGACUGUCCAUCGGGCGAGGAGUCCACCCCACUGAUCUCCUUCCAGACGCCAGUCAUCACGAUGGAUGUGACGCCGGAGCUAAAGCUGAAGGAGGUGUCGUACACCACGGUGACCCUACUGGUCCGCAGCCCGUCCUCCGCCGCUAUGCCCAGCCUUUUGGUUCAGUACAGUAACAGUGCAUCCAAGGACGUGAAGAGCCUUGAUACGCAGGAAGAGGAGAUCAAAGUGGAAGAGUUAGCCCCCAACACCAACUACACCUACUGCGUGGCUUCAGUGCGCAACUCCCUGCGUUAUAACCAGACGUGCAUUAGCUUCUCUACCAGGGCUAGGAUCAGAAGCAAACCACUACCGGCCGCUUCCAGCACCACGCACUACAUCAUGACCAUCUUGGGCUGCCUGCUCGGAGCUGCGAUCCUCCUCAGUGUGAUCUACUACUGUCUCCGUAAGAAGAAGGAAGAGCGGGUGAAGGACAAAAGACCAGGAGACGCAAAGAAGACAAUCAUUGAGCUGAAAUACGCCCCAGAGUUGGAGACAAUCACUAUUACCCAGAUGGCGCAGAAACCCCCACCGCCUUCCGAUAUCAUGUCUUCUAGGUUACCGUACCUGCCCUCGCCAAGGGCACUGGACGAGUAUGAUGUGCAGGAGGAACUCGACAGUCCCAACACCAGCCGGGGUAGCUAUAUGGACGUGAGGACAGGAGAGCACCCGUACCACCGGGACAUCCUGGAGAGUAUGUUCGCAGAGAGCCACGACUCAGCGACCGAGAUCUCCACCAUAGCCAAGGAGGUGGACCAGGUCAAUCUCAUCAUCAAUAACUGCAUCGACGCUCUACAGACCGAGAGCAGCUCGUUCUGCGGACCCGGAUCCGGUCCCUCUGUGGAAUCACAAGGCUUCUUGAGGGCCGAUCAAGCCCUGGGCAAAUCGGGGUUCCUGUCGCCGGUGUACCGGGAGAGUUACCACCCACUAAAGAGGCACAGCAGCAUGGACGCGGCGCCCAGGUGUCCCAGCAAUGCGUCCAACUGCUCGGUGCGCAGUCCCAGAUCAGUGCGCUCCGACAUCUAUGCUUGCCCCAGGUACAAGCCGGAAAGUAAAUAUAUUGAAAGGACCUCUCCGGCACGUAGUGCCGUCCUGAGCGCGACUCCGUGCCGAAUUGGGAGAGUAGAAGCGGGCCAAAUGCAAACCAACAGUGACCACUCGCACCUCUACGCCGGCUUGCACCCCGGGGAGAAAAAGCAAGCCAGGAGUCCGAGUCCCUGUGUCAUCGAAGCGCCGCCGCGAUCUCGCUCCCGCAGGAACCUGGCCUACACUCAGUUCUCCCCCCAGUACCACAGCGUCAGCUACGCCUCCAGCCCCGAGUACUCCAGCAAACCCUCCAAGGGCGUGUGGGAGCGCUACAAACCGCACGAGAAGUGGCGCAGGCAAGAGGAAUACCUGGCGGCCGGGUACGCGCUGAGAAAGAAAGUCCAGUUCGCGACGGACGAGGAUUUGCAUGAUAUUCUAGAUUACUGGAAAGGGGUUUCCAGCCAACAUAAAUCCUGAUCCCUAGUUUGCCGGGACUACAUUGGGCACAACAAUGGAGAAGUUCAAAAGUGUCUCUUUUUUAUUGGAAAGAAAAUAUUGUUGAAAUUGGUAUCUAAAAUGUAUAAAGGAAUUCUUUACAAAUAUAUAUUAUAUGUAUACAAACAUGCAUAUAUAUAGAUAGUUAGAUAUAUGCAUGUAUGUAUGUAUGUAUAUAUACAUACAUAUAAAAGAAUAUAAUAUAUAUUUAUGAAGAUAGACGGUUGGAGAUAAGGACACCCAGAAGCCUUGGAAUAUCAGAUAUUAUUUAUCGCAUGACUCUAUCCUGUGACUGUGUCUCACUGUGGUGUACACGGGGCAUUGAUUGUUGUACAGUGCACACUGUGACUGGACUGUACUGUGUCAUUGUAGCUCACAUGCUGCUCACACCCUGCAUUGUACAGUAAUAUUUACCAGUAAAAACACCUCCUCCCUGCAGUUAUGUACAGAUAAAUUUCUAUAUUUGCAAUGAUGUUCCUGGGUUUUUCCGCCUGUUUGUAUCAGGUUUUAAUCGCGGGUUUUACAGAGCAGUUGUUUGAUGUCCACUGACCACAAGCAUUGGAUAAAAUUGGACUGGCAAAAAAAAACGAACUGAAUGGUUUCUUCUGUCGCGCUCCCGCUGGUCCAACUCGCUGGCUCUCUCAAUGAGAGGAAGGUCUGUACUGCCAACAGGUACACAGGAAAAAAAAAGUAGUGAGGCUAGAGAAAGAGAGAAAGUUUGAGGUAAAAGAAACAUUUAUAAAACACUGAUAUUUUGACAGUGCUUCUACAGGGAGGUCUAAGUCAACUUUAUUGUUGUUAUGGGUAUACAAUACAUACACAGGAUAUACAAUAUACA
Messenger RNA from Mobula hypostoma (lesser devil ray), 3226 nucleotides. Its product is annotated as protein ELFN1-like. Bases 1 to 2370 code for a protein of 789 amino acids. The transcript has a single exon. NCBI's taxonomy places the organism in Eukaryota, Metazoa, Chordata, Chondrichthyes, Myliobatiformes, Myliobatidae. Gene Ontology annotation, cellular component: plasma membrane. The record is from RefSeq and is a predicted model, not a curated record. Gene Ontology annotation, molecular function: protein binding.